AUGUCCGACACCAAAGGCAUUCGUCGGCGCGUUGCUAAGCAGCCCGAACCCGUCCCAGCCGUCGAAAAUGUACCAUUGGAUGAUAGCGGCAAGACCGAGAAGCCAAUAGGCGGCCAGGUCUACGAGAAACCCAGUGAAUUUGACUUGGGCGACAUUCUUAUACAACAUCGCGCCCACGUCACUGGCCUCAUCUACACCGCUCUUUCGCUUUGGACGCGAUUUCAUCGUAUUGGACACUCAAACAAGGUUGUAUGGGACGAAGCACAUUUCGGCAAAUUUGGCUCGCAUUACCUGAAGCGCGAGUUCUACUUCGACGUGCAUCCACCACUGGGCAAGAUGAUUGUUGGGUUUGUUGGCCUGCUGGCGGGAUAUGAUGGGAGUUACGAGUUCAAGAGCGGGGAGGAGUACCCGGAGAAUGUCCCUUUUGUCGCAAUGCGCAUGAUGCUUGCGCUGUUUGGAGUGGGAAUGGUGCCAUUGGCGUGGUACACCGGAAUAGAGUUGGGUCUCUCGGAGUGGGCCUGCCAUUUAUUUGCGCUCAUGGUGCUUCUUGACCUUGGCUGGCUAUGCAUUUCUCGCUUUAUACUUCUCGACUCAAUGCUCUUGUUCUUCACGGUCCUCACGGUUUUCUGCCUGACCAAAUUCAACAACCAGCAGUCCAGACCGUUCUCCUUCGGCUGGUGGACUUGGUUGUCAAUGACGGGAAUUUCAAUCGGCUGCGCAACCAGCGUCAAAAUGAUUGGCCUUUUCGUAACUUCUCUCGUCGGUCUCUACACCAUAGAGGACCUUUGGAAUAAGUUUGGAGACGUGCAGAUGCCUGUUCGAACACAAAUCAAGCACUGGGUUGCUCGCGUUUAUUGUCUCAUCGUCAUUCCCAUCAUCGUCUUCAUGGCUUCAUUUAAGCUUCACUUCUUGGUCUUGAACGAGUCUGGCCCCGGAGAUUCUCAGAUGAGCUCUCUGUUCCAAGCGAAUCUGCAAGGUAGCGAGCUUGCAACAUAUCCAAUAGAGGUCGCAUUUGGCUCACGUAUAACACUGAAAGCAAUGGGAUUUGGUGGUGGACUGCUCCAUUCCCAUGCCCAUGUCUACCCUGAGGGUUCCGGCCAACAGCAGAUAACUUGCUAUCACCACAAAGAUAACAACAACGAAUUCACCAUCCUGCCCCGCUGGGACGAGCCGCCUAUUGACGAAUCCCAACCAAUCCGCUACCUCACUCAUGGAGACAUCAUCCGUCUUAACCAUGAUAUGACGACCCGGAACCUUCACUCUCACUCAGUCCCUGCACCGAUAACGAAGUUGCACCAUGAGGUCUCGUGCUACGGCAACUCGACAAUUGGAGACAUGCAUGACUACUGGGUCGUCGAGGUCUUGGAUGACUACAUUCUCGGUGGACAAGCCAAAGUGCCAAGGGUACGAACGCUAACAACGCGUCUACGCUUCAGACAUGAGGUUUUGGGAUGCUAUUUGUUUGCGGACAACACGAAUCUGCCUCAAUGGGGGUGGAAGCAGAUUGAGGUCAGUUGCAUGCCAGACAGCGACGCGAAAGAUAUCCGCACGCAUUGGAAUGUCGAGGGACACUGGAAUCAACGAUUGCCGCCUGGGGACAAAUCCAACUUCAAGACAUCUUUUCUGCGAGACUUUGUUGCUCUCAAUGUAGCAAUGAUGAACUCGAAUAACGCACUCAUUCCGGAUCCAGACAAGCAAGACAUUUUGGCGAGCAAGCCCCUUGACUGGCCAUUCCUCCAUCUUGGUCUGCGGAUGUGUGGCUGGGGAGACGAUGAUGUCAAAUACUAUUUGCUCGGCAACCCGAUAGUUUGGUGGGGCGGGGGCAUCAGCUUGAUAGCCUCGUUCGUCACUCUGGUCGCGUAUUUGAUGAGGAUGCAGAGACAGUAUUUUGUCAUGGGCGAUGUCGAAUGGAAUCAUUUCUUGUAUGUAAGCAAGAUUGCUGGCUUUGGAUGGGCCUUGCAUUACAUCCCCUUUAUGGUGAUGGGACGAGUAACCUAUGUCCACCAUUAUUUGCCAACACUCUACUUUGCUGUCCUGAUGUUUGUACACAUGCUGGACCACUUCAUAUUCUCCUCGCCUCGGUUCAACGCCACUGCUCGUGCCAUUACGUUCGGGAUCGUUGCGAGCGCUGUCAUAGCCACAUUCUGGUGGUUCAAGGGCAUAGCAUUUGGUAUCGAUGGCCCAAUACGGGAACAUUGGGGCCUGUCGUGGCGGAACACGUGGAAUAUUUAUAAUCAAUGA
Mycena indigotica is the source of this 2241-nucleotide messenger RNA. Its product is annotated as Glycosyltransferase family 39 protein. The record is from RefSeq and is a predicted model, not a curated record. The transcript has 11 exons. Gene Ontology annotation, cellular component: endoplasmic reticulum; membrane. Lineage: Eukaryota; Fungi; Basidiomycota; Agaricomycetes; Agaricales; Mycenaceae. Gene Ontology annotation, biological process: protein O-linked glycosylation via mannose. Bases 1 to 2241 code for a protein of 746 amino acids. Gene Ontology annotation, molecular function: dolichyl-phosphate-mannose-protein mannosyltransferase activity.